CGAGGAAGCGGAAGCCGAGCAAACAAGAAAAAGAAGAGGCUUGAGAAACAUAUAAACAAAUAAAGAGUCAAAGGUGGUUUGUCUUGUUUGAGAUUGGAGAGAAAAUUGAAUUGCGUGAGUGAAAGUUACAUCAACCCCUUACGCGCAAACCAAUUCCAAUUCCCUUUGCAAGCAAGCAAUCUCAGAUAGCUGAUUCACACAAUCCCUUUCUCUGCUGCUAAUUGGAAUCGGCAUGGUCCAACCGGCGCCGGCGAUGACUCAGUUCCUCAACUCCGUCCUCUCCCAGCGCGGCCCCUCCGCCGUCCCCUACUCCGAGGACACCAAGUGGCUGAUCCGCCAGCACCUCGUGGCCCUCACCACCGCCUUCCCUUCCCUCGAGCCCAAAACGGCGUCGUUCACUCACAACGACGGCCGUUCCGUCAACCUCCUCCAGGCCGACGGCACCAUCCCCAUGACGUUCCAAGGCGUCACCUACAACAUCCCCGUCGUCAUCUGGCUCAUGGAGUCCUACCCUCGCCACCCGCCCUGCGUCUACGUCAAUCCCACGCGCGACAUGAUCAUCAAGCGCCCUCAUCCUCACGUUAACCCUUCUGGCUUGGUUUCCGUCCCUUACUUGCAGAAUUGGACUUACCCUAGCUCCAACCUCGUCGAUCUUAUUCUCAAUCUCAGCCUCCACUUCGGCCGCGACCCUCCUCUUUAUUCCCAACGCAGACCUAACCCUAACACCAACCCCAACCCCAACCCCAACCCCAACCCCAACCCUAAUCCCACUCCUCAUCCCCAUCCUCCUCCCAAUUACGGAAACUCUUCUCCCUCUAAUUUAUCGUCAUCUUCAUCUGGAUAUCCCCACGCCCAUGCCCACCCUCCUCCAAGGACUUACCCUCCUUCCCCUUACCCUGCUCCUUCUUCUAGGGUUCAGUCCACUGAGGAUCCUUCUGAGGUUUUCAAGCGCAACGCUAUUAACAAGCUUGUGGAGAUGGUUCAUGGCGACGUUGCCGCUUUGAGGAAGACCAGAGAAGAUGAAAUGGAGGGGCUGUUUAGUUUGCAGGGCGUGCUGAAACAGCGCGAGGAGAGUCUCAAUAGGGGUGUGAAGGAGAUGCAGCAGGAGAUGGAGGCUUUGGAGCAGCAGUUACAGAUGGUGUUGAUGAAUACUGAUGUUUUGGAGGGGUGGUUGAGGGAUAAUCAGGGGAAGAAGAUGGCCGGUUUGGAGAAUCCCGAGGAUGCUUUUGAGUGUGCGGAUGUGCUCUCCAAGCAGAUGCUUGACUGUACUGCUGCUGAUUUGGCGAUUGAGGACACGCUUUACGCGUUGGAUAAGGCACUUCAGGUUGGAGGUGUGCCAUUUGAUCAGUACUUGAGGAGCGUGAGGGCCCUGUCCAGGGAGCAGUUCUUUCACCGCGCCACUGCCGCCAAAGUUAGGGCUGCUCAGCUGCAGGCUCAGGUUGCCAAUAUGGCUGCUCGGAGUCAGCAUUAUGGUUGCUGAGGCUCGCAGCAGCGCCAUCUGGUUUGGUUUGUGGGUGGUUCAGAUGAUGAAAUCUGCCAUUGUGAGUACAGAACUACGGAUUGGUAUUUUUGUUGCUUCACUUUGAGUCUGUGCUUCUAGUCAAUAGCAUGAAUUGGUCACCCUUAUAAUUACAGCCUUCAACAGCUUUUGAAAUUGUUAAUCAGGGGCUGUACCAUUGUUCUUAUACAAACUUAAUAAUAUCAUUUUCUUGAAAAUUUUGGUUUGAGGGUUUGUUAGCUCCAGCUUCUUUUUUCUUUUUAUAAUUUUAUUGUUUAGGAGUAUACAUGCUUAUGGAUCAUAGAUUGUUCCACCCUGUAUUUUAAAACAAUGGAUAUUACCAUGGAUAUAUAUUUUUCUUUGUGUUUCUGAUUUUCA
Glycine soja is the source of this 1876-nucleotide messenger RNA. RefSeq names its product protein ELC-like. NCBI's taxonomy places the organism in Eukaryota, Viridiplantae, Streptophyta, Magnoliopsida, Fabales, Fabaceae. The transcript has a single exon. Gene Ontology annotation, cellular component: ESCRT I complex. The record is from RefSeq and is a predicted model, not a curated record. Gene Ontology annotation, molecular function: ubiquitin binding. The coding region runs from base 233 to 1480 and encodes 415 amino acids. Gene Ontology annotation, biological process: protein modification process; endosome to lysosome transport; protein transport.